Molecule: messenger RNA, 456 nt
Organism: Drosophila hydei
Lineage: Eukaryota; Metazoa; Arthropoda; Insecta; Diptera; Drosophilidae
Gene: Ccp84Af
Product: larval cuticle protein A2B
Exons: 2
Cellular component (GO): extracellular matrix
Source: RefSeq, a predicted model, not a curated record
AUGGCCUUCCAGUACCUUGCCAUCCUUACGCUCUUUGUCGCCGCCAGCGCUGGGGUUGUGCCUGUCCAGCAGGUUUACCAUGCUGCAGCUGCUCCCGCUGUUUCCUAUGCUCAUGCCCCAGUGGCUGUUGCCCAUGCCCACCCAAUUCUGGCCAAGCAUGACGAUGAGUACGAUCCCCAUCCUCAGUACAAGUACGCCUACGAUGUGCAAGAUGCCCUCUCCGGCGACUCCAAGAGCCAAGUGGAGGAGCGCGAUGGCGAUGUAGUCCGCGGCGAGUACUCGCUGGUGGAUGCCGAUGGCUACAAGCGCACUGUCCAGUACACCUCGGACCCUGAAAAUGGCUUCAACGCUGUGGUUAACCGUGUGCCCGUCGACCAUGUCAAGACCGUCUCUGCCCCCGUUGCAGUUGCUACCGCCCCACUGCCCGUUGCCUAUCACCACUAGCAGAAUCACUGA